Messenger RNA from Salvia miltiorrhiza (redroot sage), 4179 nucleotides. RefSeq names its product kinesin-like protein KIN-7F. The transcript has 14 exons. The record is from RefSeq and is a predicted model, not a curated record. The coding region runs from base 1214 to 3910 and encodes 898 amino acids. Gene Ontology annotation, biological process: microtubule-based movement. NCBI's taxonomy places the organism in Eukaryota, Viridiplantae, Streptophyta, Magnoliopsida, Lamiales, Lamiaceae. Gene Ontology annotation, molecular function: microtubule motor activity; ATP binding; microtubule binding.
CAGGGUUUAUUAAAAAUCUGAUAUCUAUAUAUCUUUCUCAAAUAAAACAUACUAAAAAAAUUCUGUUGAAUAUCCAAUCAUCGUAUAGAAACGGAACACACACCACAACGGUAAAGUGAUUUUAAGUAGUAGAAAACACAGCCGUUGUCGCUGGUCCCGUAUUCUACGCAGGAUUCAAUACGCUUCACGGACGACGCCCACGUGGCCACGUGCUUCUUUCUCCCACGCAUUCUAUUUCUUCAAACCGGCCAAGGGCACAAGCGUCAUUUCAACAUCCCUCUCCCCGCGCUAACAAAUACGACAUCGUCUUCCGUCAUCGCUCUCCUCAUUCUCUCACUACGUCUCACUGUGCUAGUGGUGUGUGCAGCUGAAUAUAUAUAUACUUACAUACUCCAAUGUAUACAUACAUAUAUAUAUAUAUAUAUAUAUUAUUAGUUUAGAGAGAGAGAGAGAGAGGUAUUAAAUUGAGGAGUAAUGCAGUUGCUGUUUGGUUCGAAGAUUUUUGACUGAGAUCGUGUGAGGAGUUAUUCUUAAUGUAAGAUCGGAUCCUGCAUUUAGUUUGGAGAUUCUUGUAAGGAUUAUAUUCCUUUGUUCUUGGCAUAUUCGGAAGCUAAGCUUCUCUACCAUACAAUUACAAACCCUAAUCUGAGGUCUCGGUUGAGUGCAGCCGAAGUGGGGGGCCACUGUUUUUGUUUUCAAGGGCCUUACCAGAUUUGGUGUUUAAAAAAAAUGAAGAAAGAGCUACAGGGAAAUAUCAUCAUUACUUGGAGUCGAAGGAUAGUUGGGGUCCCCAUUAAGUUAAGCUUUCUGUUUAUUUUUUUAUUGAUGCUGCUGCUUAAAAAGAUGGAACUCUUAGGUUUCUGGUGGGAGAAAAGGAUUAACAAGGGACAUUAAGCAAAUUGCUUAAUCACCACCAACUACUGAUUAGUACUAUUUUAGCAAAAUUGAUAUCGUGUUAGUUGGUAAAAUCAUGUUUAAAUAGCUUCGUCCACUGCUGAUGAAAAAUGCACUGGAGUUGGGGUAUUUAUUUCGACUGCAAGCACAGCUAACUUUUCUCUAGUAACCUAACUGUCUUGCCUUUUUGAGUACGAUGAAGGGUACAUCAAAUAUCUUUGUCAUUAUAUAUUGUUUGUUUGGGUUGCUGGUAGGUUUCUGAGUAUGGACAUCUCAUCUUUCGAGUGAUUGAAGUGGAUUUGAGGAGGUGGAAGAAACAAUGGGGGCUAUUGGUGCUGAAGAGUUGAUGAAUUGGGAGAAAAUGCAGGGUAUUGGGAAUGGAAAGGAAGAGAAGAUAUUGGUACUGGUGAGGUUAAGGCCAUUGAGUGAAAAGGAGAGUGCAAGGGCUGAAGUUUCAGACUGGGAAUGCAUCAACUCAACCACCAUUUUGUACCGGAACAGCCUUCGGGAGCGCUCUGGACUACCGACAGCUUACUCAUUUGAUAGAGUAUUUCGAGGUGACUGCACAACAAGGGAAGUUUAUGAUGAGGGUACAAAGGACAUUGCUCUAUCAGUUGUUGGUGGCAUCAAUUCAACUAUCUUUGCAUAUGGUCAAACAAGCAGCGGAAAGACUUACACUAUGAAUGGUAUAACUGAUUAUGCAGUGGCUGAUAUUUAUGAUUACAUACGGAAGCAUGAAGAAAGAGCAUUUGUCUUAAAGUUCUCUGCAAUAGAGAUUUACAAUGAAGUUGUUAGAGACCUCCUUAGCACAGAUAAUUCUCCACUAAGGCUCCUUGAUGAUCCGGAAAGGGGGACUAUAAUAGAGAAACUCACAGAAGAAACUUUGAGGGAUCGCAAUCACCUCAAGGAGUUGUUAUCCAUAUGUGAAGCACAAAGGCAAAUUGGAGAGACCUUAUUGAAUGAAACAAGCUCCAGAUCCCAUCAAAUUCUUAGAUUGACAAUUGAAAGUUCUGCUCGUGAGUUUUUAGGGAAGGGCAACUCAACCACCCUUGCUGCUAGUGUGAACUUUGUUGAUUUGGCAGGGAGUGAGCGGGCAUCUCAAGCUCACUCAGUUGGGCAGAGGCUGAAAGAAGGCUGUCAUAUUAAUCGUAGUUUGCUCACUCUGGGCACGGUGAUUCGCAAGCUAAGCAAAGGGCGACAAGGCCAUGUUAAUUACAGAGACUCAAAGCUUACACGUAUACUGCAGCCCGCUUUGGGAGGCAAUGCAAGAACUGCUAUCAUUUGCACUUUGAGCCCUGCCAGAAGCCAUGUUGAGCAAUCAAGGAAUACACUCUUAUUUGCUUGCUGUGCAAAGGAGGUAUCAACUAAUGCACAGGUCAAUGUAGUGAUGUCAGAUAAGGCAUUGGUGAAACAUCUGCAGAAAGAGGUAGCAAGGUUGGAGAGUGAGUUAAAAAUUCCAGCAUCACUAUGCGAUCAUGCGCCAUUGCUAAGAAAAAAAGAUAUGCAGAUUGAAAAGUUGGAGAAAGAGGCUAGGGAACUAAAGAGGCAACUAGGCCUUGCCAAUUCUAAAAUUGAGGAGUUAAUCAGAGAGGCUGAAAUUAAUGGGAACUUUAGGUGUAAUGGAGAUUCGGAGCUAUUGCUUCCAGAGAAUAGUGAAGAUCAUUAUUUAUCUGAUGGUACAUCUUAUCCAAGUCAAGUUAUAAAGGGAACUCCUAUAAAAGUUGAAGAUUGUGAUGACAUCAAGGAUGUUCGAUGUAUCGAGAUGGAUGAAUCAUCCCAGGAUAGAACAUGCGAGUCUUUUGGCCAGUCGACUAGUAAUGCUGAAGAAAUGUUGCAAACAUGGACGGAGCCUGGUAAUAAUGGUCACAUUGUGGAUCAUGAGAUGCUAUCGGCUUCACCUAGACAAGUAAGUGGCGCUGAAAAUGGUUACUCAUAUGAUGCAGAAGAGCGUAAAAUUCCAGAUGUAAGGAGUACCGCUGAUUCUUUUUUGGGGCCCUACCCUGAUUCAUCGUCUUCUGGUGCUCCAUCAACUAGUCUAAUGAGUUCCGGGAGCCUAAAGUUAAUUAGAAGCCGAAGCUGUAGAGCUAGUUUAAUGACUUGCUUAUCUGACUUUGAGCCUGCCGAACAAAGUCAGAGCACACCUCCUCAUGUCUUUGAGAAGGACUUCACAGGAAGACCUGAAAGUGGCUUCCUCAGGAAGCACUGGAAACUUCCUCCAACAAUUUAUGGCGCAAAUGAUGCAAGAUUGACGAGAAACGAUUCUCUAAACUCUGAUUGCAGUAGCUUCAUUGAUGAAGCUAAAAAUCAGAGCAGCGCCCAUGGGGAAGAAGAUAUUCCAACUCUUGGUUCUUUUGUUGCUGGACUCAAGGAGAUGGCAAAGCUUCAAUACGAACACGAAGCUGCUGGAAAUCUGCAGGUAAAGGGAGACGAAAAUGGCUCUAGAGAUCUCGUGAUGGACCCUAUGCAAGAUUGGCCCAUGAAAUUUGAGAAGCUGCAGAGAUUGAUAAUCGAACUAUGGCAUGCUUGCAAUGUUUCGUUAGUCCACAGGACAUACUUCAUCCUCCUCAUUAAAGAAGAUUUCACAGAUUCCAUUUAUAUGGAGGUAGAGCAUAGGAGACUAUCCUUCCUAAAGGACACAUUUUCUGGGGGCAACUCAGUUGUACAAGACGGCUGUACGCUCACAUUGGCAUCAAGCAAGAGAGCUCUUCGUCGUGAGAGGGAAACACUGAGCAGGCUUAUGAAUAGAAGGUAUACAAAAGAGGAGAGGAGCAGACUCUACAUCGAGUGGGGCGUGGAUCUCGACUCAAAGAGGAGGAGGCUGCAGCUAGUUAACCGUUUGUAUGGCAACACCGGGAACACAGACCAUGUGAGUCGGAGCGCUGCUGUCGUGGCAAGGCUCAUCGGGUUCUCGCAACACGGGGUGGCCCUCAAGGAGAUGUUUGGACUCAGCUUCACACCUCCGCGCAUGUGCAGAAGAUCGUUUAGCUGGAAAAACAGUAUGUACUCCCUUUUGUGAAGUUGCCUUCUAUCUAUAGGUGGGGAUUGGAUGGAUGGUUUCAUCUAUGAUAUUAGAUGUAAUGACGUCGUUUUAGUAAUGAAAUUUCUGGCGCCAUUUUCCCAGUCAGAUGCGGAUGCGGCUAUGGUACGAGAUAACGACGUCGUUUUACUAAUGAAUUUUUGGCACCAUUUUCCCAUUGAUUGUAAGACUACGCAUAUUGAAAUUAGAUUUGUCCAUGAAUGAUCUAUGUUACUAAUUAUUAAUAGAUUUUAUUGUUUUCCCUUAAA